UUCACCCACUUACCUCCAAAAACUAGUGAUGUUGCCAACAAGGUGGGGCAAGGGAGGUUUGUAUUCUCCGCACCAUGCAAUCAGGAUCAAUCUAAACCCAAGGUUAGGCAACAACUAGAAACCAUAAGUUAACACACUGUACUAUUCAAAAAAAAAAAUUCAUUCAAGGAGAGGGUGAUGAUGAUGAAGGGGGCGGCAUUGGCGGCUGAUAUAAAGAGGAACCUUGGGGUGAUUAAGGAAAGGGUGUUGGAGAAACUGGCUGCUGCUGCAGUCCCUGCCGAUGCUUUGGAGAAUGCUAGGCAUUUCUUGGAGAGUGUGGUGAGGGAUGUUACGGUUGCUGCUCAGGGUCUUACCAAGGAUGCUUUGCACCGUAUCAAGACUCAUCUUGUUGAUAUUCUUCCUUCACUUUCCCCUGCCAUUACUAGAAAGCAGCUGGUGGAUGAUGCCGAGAAGGAAGCUAACGAAGAACACGAAAGCGAAGGGGAACAACAAGAAGGAGAAGAGGCAAGGCAAGAUGAGCAUCAACUUAGCGGGAAGUCCACGUUUGUGUCACCGGCGUCUUCUCUGUUUGCUUUAAUCAAACCAUUAUCCAGGCUUUGAAGAUUAUAUAGGAAAGUCUAACAUACUCGUUUUGUCUACAUUUUGCUUCCAAGAAAUAAAGUUUAGAGAGCAUACACAGUCGAAUCUCUAACUGAAUAAUGGAAAAUCAAUCCAUGUAAAGAAGAUAAAGUUAUGUGAGAAGCAAGCAUUUUUUAUAGUUUCUUUA
Gossypium raimondii (Peruvian cotton) is the source of this 766-nucleotide messenger RNA. RefSeq lists its product as uncharacterized. The transcript has 2 exons. The record is from RefSeq and is a predicted model, not a curated record. Bases 178 to 600 code for a protein of 140 amino acids. Lineage: Eukaryota; Viridiplantae; Streptophyta; Magnoliopsida; Malvales; Malvaceae.